Molecule: messenger RNA, 1221 nt
Organism: Brettanomyces bruxellensis
Lineage: Eukaryota; Fungi; Ascomycota; Pichiomycetes; Pichiales; Pichiaceae
Exons: 1
Coding region: 1-1221 (406 amino acids)
Biological process (GO): protein import into peroxisome matrix, docking
Cellular component (GO): peroxisomal importomer complex; peroxisomal membrane
Molecular function (GO): signaling receptor binding
Source: RefSeq, a predicted model, not a curated record
AUGGCCUCGGCUAAACGGAUCCGCCAGGAUAUGGUCAACUCAGCGGUUACUUUUUUGCUCGACGGCACUAUUUCAAAUUCGCCUCUUGCUAAAAAGAUUGAAUUUCUUCAAUCCAAAGGAUUGACAGAUGACGAAGUUCAGGAGGCAAUUCGCCAAGCACAGACAUCAGCAUCCGGCACAAAGCCUAGUCAGCAGUCUUUGUCGAAGAUAGCAGGAUCUUCUGUCCCAAAUACUCCUCCAAAGGAUUACCAAAUAAGCAAUAAUCACGAUGAAAGCAAUAUUGGUAAAGAUGGCAGGCCAAUGUAUCCAAUGUACUAUGCAAACGCACCUCAACUUUCCUCUGAGCGUGACUGGAAGGAUUACUUGAUCCUGGGGGCUGCCACAGCUGGUCUGAUGUAUGGUGCCUACAAGGUAGUCCGGAACUAUGUGGUUCCUAAAGUUUUCCCCGCGUCUAAAAACGAACUUGAGAAGGAUAAAGAGUCUGUCGAUCACGAAUUUAAGCGUGUGCAGUCUCUUUUGGACAAGUUUGAUGAGGACCAGAAGGAGUUCUACAAGAAGCAGGAGGCGAAAAGUGCGAAGAUCGACGAAACCAUGGUGGAAAUAGAUAAGAUUAUCAGCAAGACAAACGAGAAGAACUUGCAGAACGAGGAAACACUCAAAUUCUUGAAGUUGCAGGUCGACAACAUCAAGAUGGCACUCAUGAAGUCACUGGAAAGCCAGAAGCAGACGAUUGGCACCGAGUUGGGCUCUCUUGAAAAGGAAGUUGAUGAUUUGAAGCUUGAAUUGAGGGCUCUUUCAACUGGGAAGCAGCCUUCGGGAGCCGAUUUUUUUACCAAAUCCAGUGAUUCUCAAAUUGCGCUUUCCUCCUCAUCAAGAGCAUAUUCUCCAGGGUCUUCUUUGCCCGAAUCCGGCCAUGUUGAGGGCCCAGACAAGAAAUCCAGGUCUAAUUCCGCCUCUCCAGACGCAUAUUCCAAUCUAAAGAUUCCUUCACCGGCUUCUGUUCCAUCUGUGAAUGAUAUACUAGGAAAAUCCAGCGGCAACAAGCCGGAAAUGGCCAACAUACACGAUGUGAUACAGAAUCAGGACGAAAAUAAGAAGGUUGAGCUCCCAGCAUGGCAAAAGGCUGCCCUAAAUGAAGAAACCUCGUCGUUAAACGAUCAGAAAGGCGAGCCUGAGGACUCGGAGGAAAUACCGUCGUGGCAAAUGAAUCCAGCAUCGUGA